This is a messenger RNA of Vitis vinifera (wine grape), 519 nucleotides long. Its product is annotated as secreted RxLR effector protein 161-like. The transcript is spliced from 2 exons. NCBI's taxonomy places the organism in Eukaryota, Viridiplantae, Streptophyta, Magnoliopsida, Vitales, Vitaceae. The coding region runs from base 1 to 519 and encodes 172 amino acids. The record is from RefSeq and is a predicted model, not a curated record.
AUGCCUACCAACCUAAAGCUAAGUAAGGAUGAAUCCGGGAAAGGGGUAGAUGAAACAUUGUAUAGGAGCAUGAUUGGUAGCCUCUUGUACCUCACUGCUAGUAGACUAGACAUAACUUUUAGUGUUGGAGUGUGUGCUAGGUAUCAGGCAUGUCCUAAGGAAUCUCAUCUCAUAGCUCUUAAGCGUAUCAUUAGGUACAUUGCUGGUACUUUAGAGUUGGGUCUUUGGUAUCCAUUUGACACUCAUUCUGAUGUAGCUUGCUACACUGAUGCCGAUUGGGCUGGAAAUGUGGAUGAUAGGAAAAACACUUCAGGUGGUUGUUUCUAUAUUGGAAAUUGCUUGGUUGUUUGGAUGAGUAAGAAGCAAAACUCUAUUUCGCUUUCCAUAGCUGAAGCGGAAUACAUUGCUACCGCACAUCCAGCUUCGUCUACUGCUGGUGAUUCAGCACCUACGGUCAGUCGAUUCUCCUUUAUUUCCAGCAGUCAGUCGGUUCUCGUCUGGUUCAGUCUGCUACCGUGA